This is a messenger RNA of Schistocerca piceifrons (Central American locust), 378 nucleotides long. RefSeq lists its product as uncharacterized. Bases 1 to 378 code for a protein of 125 amino acids. The record is from RefSeq and is a predicted model, not a curated record. Lineage: Eukaryota; Metazoa; Arthropoda; Insecta; Orthoptera; Acrididae. The transcript is spliced from 2 exons.
AUGCAAUCAGGAAGUGGACCUGACGGGGACAAUCCUAUGAGUACUCCAGAAAUCAAUAAGUUUACAAUCGCUGCCAUAGCAAUGGAAGCAACUAAGUUCAGUUACCUGCUGGCCCUGUCUGAACCGAAAUACGUCGAAAACAUCUGGGAUUUGGUAACCAUUGAUGAAAAUAAUGAAUAUUCGCUGUCAAAGGAACGACUCUUAACAGUUUCCAAGGAAAGUGAAGAAUGUAAAAUAAAAAAACUGCUGAGUAGGUUGAAAAUUGACGAUAUGAAACCUAGCCAGUUAUUACGAAAAAUGCGAAACUAUGCUGGUACCAACUUGUCAGAGAACGCUUUAAAAACAUCGUUGCUCAAUAAACUUCCUAGUAAUAGUUGA